AUAUGGCUGCCGUCAGUUAAAAUCUUGCAGUACAUGUACAAGGCUUUUUCCGCAAUGAUUCCUUGUUGGAAACAUUAUAUACAAGCAAUUUUUGUCUUAAUUUUUUCAAAAUGGGUAACUUCGACUGGAAAUGGAGAGAAAAUAGCCUGCCGUGAUCUUUUUAUGGGACAAUAUUUUUGUCCCGAGCCCGAAAUCGAUUCGUCGACUCAGGCGGCUGUUGGCUGCACCAAGAAUCACUCGGUCGAAGUGAAAUGCAGCACUGUGCCUGUCGAAAGAGGUGGUCGAAACAUUACUGAAUGUAUUCAAAAUGUAUCAUGCCGUUAUACCAAUGACCACUCGUAUGAAACCGCUCUUUUGUUAUCAGUCUUCCUUGGCAUGUUUGGAAUUGAUAGAUUUUAUCUUGGAUAUCCAGCAAUAGGACUUUUAAAGUUUUGUACACUUGGUUUCUUCUUUGUAUUUCAUCUUGUAGAUGUUAUUUUGAUUGCAACACAGGUGGUUGGUCCAGCUGAUGGUUCAGCAUAUAUCAUUGAUUACUAUGGCCCUCGCUUAGAUCACAUAUCUAGAGACUUGGAUACAUUCAACAAAACAGGAGGUUAAAAAAAAAAA
Messenger RNA from Stylophora pistillata, 606 nucleotides. Its product is annotated as TM2 domain-containing protein 1. Lineage: Eukaryota; Metazoa; Cnidaria; Anthozoa; Scleractinia; Pocilloporidae. The record is from RefSeq and is a predicted model, not a curated record.